Molecule: messenger RNA, 216 nt
Organism: Funneliformis geosporum
Lineage: Eukaryota; Fungi; Glomeromycota; Glomeromycetes; Glomerales; Glomeraceae
Source: the annotation of a GenBank genome assembly
AUGUCUCGCGGAAGAUCUCCUCCAAAAAAAUCACCUAAUCGCAGACCCCCUCCAAAACGCAGAAAACGCAGAAAUUGCAUAAGAUAUCGUGAUUUUCCUCCUCCAACACCAAGUACCAGUUUAGCAGAAUUCUUGUCGGGAGCAUUUUAUUGUCUGAUCUUUUUAAUCAUCAUUAAUUUUUUUUAUAAAUGUUUGUGGGCAUAUUCGCGGGCAUGA